GCCGCGAACGUGAGUGGGUCAGUACGAUUCGUCUGCUACUGCUAGUGCCAGUCGUGUUGGUGCAGUGGAUGCAUGUGGAAGCACAUAAAGCAAGUCCUCGUUUAAUUUCUGACAAGCUAACACACCCUAUCCAAAAAACUUCAAAUCCUAUUAGGAGUUCGUUUAGAAAGUCAAAAUGGAGUUCAGAUUUGAUGUAAGGAGUAUCCUACUGGAGGACAUAAUGAAAGUAGAUAACUCUCUCAUCAUCAAAGGAUGGAAUUCGAAAACACGUUUUCGAUCAUCGUCCUUUGCCCAGGGCCUGAGUAACGUCAUUACCACAGCGGAAAAGAUUCAAAAUUCUGAUCACAUUCUCUACCUCAUGAAGGAGGAUGACCCUACCAGCCGCGCAGCUGUGGUGGUAGGCAUGUUGAAGAUCGGCAGGAAGAAGCUGUUCCUUGUCGACCCUGAGCGCCAGACCAAGGAGGUCGCUCCGCUCUGCGUGCUCGACUUCUACGUGCAUGAGAGUCGCCAGCGUCGCGGCUAUGGGCGUCGCCUCUUUGAUUACAUGCUUCAGGUCAGGCUUACAUUUCCAUUACAUGCUUCAGUCACAGAAGAGGAGCAGCAGUUGACUGCUGUGAACCGCUCUCGCGGUGGUUCAAGAACCGGGUCCAGGACCGGAUCCCUGACGGGGUCCCGGGCGGGGUCUCGAGGAGUGUCCCCCGAGCUCCCCGGCACCCCCACCUCCACCUCCCCCUCCGCCGCCCGGCGUCUCCCCCACGCUAACUCCAACAACCCCGCCGGCAAACCCACCCAUGGUCCUCGGCACAGCGCCAUGGCGGACAUCCUUCACGGCCGCGUGGACAGGCAUACGCCUGCAGCACACAAAAACCCGCGCUACCAGCCCACUCUGGAGUGGAUGAAAACUGAGGGAGGUGAGCACUACUCCCGGACCCCCAGCAACCCGGGGUCCCCCCUCUCCAGGACUCCUUUGGCAGGCUCCCCUCCCCCCGUCCCCAGGGGCGUCAGGACCCCCGUGGGGGCUGAUCGCGUCGACUUCGUUCGCUCGAGGGAGGCAUCAAUCGCCCCCACGCCCGCCACGUCCCCCAGCUCCGGCAGGCCCCCAGCACCCGCCCCUGAGGAGGUCAACGGCGUCGCCCUCAAGGAAGAAGAGACUGGAGAAGAGGAGCAUGGAGGAGAAAAGGGGCAGAAUGGAGAAGAAAAGGCGCAGAAUGGAGAAGAAAAGGCGCAGAAUGGUGAAGGCGAAGUUCAGGAAGUCGCCGAGGAGCUAAAGAGUUUAUCUCUGGCAACCACGCCUCCAGCGUCUCCUGGAAAGACGGGCAACUGGCGCGAUAGCAUCGCCCGCAACAGCGAGGAUGUCAUCAACCACAUAUCGAAGCCGGACUGCGAGGGCACCUCCGCAGGGGUACUCAAGGAAAACGAGUCCGUGCAUGGACACCUCAAGUUCCACCACCACAAGCUCUGGUAAUGUAUUACUAGAUGAAGCUUAUGAGACGAACGCCUGUAUGCUCACGGCCUAGCCACGGCGCUGCAGAAAUGGACAAUUCGACCUGAGCUCGUGGUAUGGUACUGAGGCAAGUUCAUAGAUUAUUAUGACACACUCUUCUCUCAGGUUCUUAUCAAAUUUAAUAAAUGAGUAUGAUGUCUUCGGAUUAUAACAUUGCAACAAAAAUGGCGGAUAAUGUAAUACCUAAAGAUUUUUUUAAGUUUAUGAUGAAUUCAAAUCUUGAAGUAAAUUUUAACACCUACUGGCACUAUAUAAAGUGCUUUCACUAGAUUUAAUAUAUCUGUGUCGUCAAACGAUAUCGAUAAUGACCUAAGCAUUCAUAAGCACCGACGGAAAAUGAAGUUUCUGUUUUAUGUUCUGGUUUAAAUGAUGACAAGCGUAACGAUGGAAUCUUACAGUUCCUGAUUGUAAUAGACUAUGACACUUGUCAUUCAUGUGUAGAGAUUACGGCAGCUAAAUAUACUCGUAUUUCGUUUACGACUAGCUUUUAAUGUGGGUUGGUAACUAUACUUGUGCGAAUGAGUAAGUCUAUAUGCUAUUGGACUCUUUUAUUAUGACCGUACACGUUUAUAAAUUUUAGUUCCUUUCUAUCGGUAGGCUCAAUGAUUGAAAAUUGUAACGACUAAAAAAUUAUAUACAUUAAACUUUGCAGAUUUUAGUAAAUUCUAACGAAACACCACAUUAGUGUAACUAUUAAGGAGCUUCUGUAGAUAUUCCUGCUUCAUUAGGGCCAGGCUGCAAGCGUUGUGAUACACAAGACUAAGAAGCAGAGCUCGUAGAAACUUUUCGUGAAGUCUCCUUUUUCUUCUUAAUCCAACUAAGGGCACGCUACAGUAUGUAUGGAAGCCAGAUUAUCUUUCAGAUUAUUUUAAAUCAACGUUUCGCAGCAAGUGUUACAACUGGCCUAAGUCGCAUUUUUCGCAACACCAGAAAUACAAUUGUCUUAUCUGCUCUCAAUUAUUUUAUAUUUGAAAUCCAAAAUGACAGAUUAUUCUCAUUUCACAACCACCAACAUCAAUGAUAUCGGUUCUGUGUAGUGACCUAAUUAAUUAUUCUUUGAUAUAAUGUUCCUUUCUCAAUAAAUAGAUUGCUUAUAAUGCAGAAACGGAAGUUUUAUGUGUUUCAUAUGUACAAGCUCGCGAUUACCGUAAAUAUAUCGCGCCAAGUUGUUCAAUGCAUCACGAUCUUUAAAUUCGCUUCCGUUCUUUUCGUACACUUCUGCUUCAGAUGAUAUCUUGCUUUGGCGUGUGGCGUGACACAUCGAUUAGUUUAAUCUUUUAUUGCGGCUAGGGUUGCUUUAGUAGUAUUUUUGAGCUAAUCGGUGGAGCAUAAUCUAUACUUGAGUUAUUUCAAUACGCCCUGCUCUUGUGGGUCUGUUACACUCUUCCUCUCCUGAACUUUCUUUUGACGCCCAAAUUUUCCUCGUUAACUCUGCUUGUAUUAGUAGAAUGUCGCUGCUCUUGCAAUCUCUUGCAAGAGCAGAAUGCUGAGAAUGUGAAGCUGAGCCAGCUUAGAAUGGGAAGAUUUCCGAGAAGAGAACAUUUUGUGUUUCUUUUUCUAUUGCGGGUACAAAAUACACUGAAACCAAAGCCUUGAUCCAAUUUGCCGAUGGCUCUCAUGUGGCAACUUAUACGUUUAAUUCAUGUAUAUUUGAUGUUGUAUAUAUGAUCUGUUCAUUUGUUUAUACAUCGGAUUUUGUGUUCUCCAUUCCGUGUCGACGGCACAAGGAAGAUGAAUUUAAUCUUAGGUUCUGCCGUUCUGGUUAUUUGCAGGAUCGGAAAACUUCUAAAAGGUUAUUUCUUAUUUCGAAUAACUCUGUGUGAGAUUUACUUGAAAACUAAGUUGUUCCAGUAAAGGUUAGGUUAGCUUUCCUGCAGUUACAUCCAGCUGGCCUCAUAUCAACUAAGUCUUUAUAUCAUGCCUUAUGGAGAACCUCGAAAAUGAUUCUCACUCUUGAUUUCUUUAUCUUUGGGAAGGUAUUGCUUCAUAGCUCAUACUGUUUAUCUCUUAAGGUAGCUCGCGAACUUGUGCAUUGUUAAUUUUUAGAACCGAGGGCGAUCUUAUCUUACAAUACAAGACUAAAAAAUAUUUUUGUUGAUUAUAUCGCAACUUUGUUUUGCGUCUUCUUUAAUAUGAUCGACGGAAAAAUUGUUUCGAAACCUUUAAAUUGAUUACCUUGAUUGGCGGCUCGACUAACAUCUAUUGCGAUGAAACUAAGUUAGCAUGUCGCUUGCGAGUGUAAGCUGGCAUCAGUAAAUGUUCUUGUAGCUUAAGAUAAGUUAAUGGAUUUCUCAGAUUAAUAUUACAGGUAGGCGACGUCUUUCCCCCCAGUGAUAUCGGUGCCGAUAAAUUUGAACUUAGUUUAGAUCGAUUAGGUUUACUCUUCCCAAUAUUUCCUACGGAAUACAAAAAGUAAGUAUAAGCACAGUAUGGUGCACUUUAUGUAAUGAUAAUAUGUUGCAAGUUAUGAAUGUUGCUCAAAAAUUGUGCAGUUAAAACAGUUAUGAUUUGAUGCUUCUGUAACCGGUAAAGAUUCUUUCGGAACGGCUGGAGUCGGUGCACCAACUAAACAAUUUGAUUACGUAGUAGCAGUGUGAUCAUGGGGAAAGAAUGUGGCUAGCCGCAAGUAUGCGAGAUGGACCAAUGAAUUAUUUAUGAAGAAAUUAAGCAAUGUUCAGGUUAACGUGCGAUAGUUCUUUCGAAAUUUUUGGUGCAUAGAUGGCGACGCCUUUCUUGCAGUAGCAGAAAGUAGAUAUAGCACUCGUUUGUAAGCAAUCGUAAAAUUUAAAUCACCUGUGGAGCUUUAUUUAAGGUUGAUGUGAAUGCAGCUGUAAGAAUUUGUCGAGUUUGUAAAUCAUUGGUUGAAUAUUGUUGAAUUUAUUUGUUGCUCUGUAAGGAUAUGUUAUUUUUACGAAUAGCCACCAUGCUAUAGAAAUUUGAUACACACUUAUGCAAGGUAUUCAAAUUUUUCGCCAAAUAACGGCUCCAUCCUAUGUUCUUACAUCUUCAGUAAACUAUAUUAUGUAUUUGAAUUUCAAUGUACUUGGCGCAUAUUCGAACUUUUCUGUCAUUGUAUGCCUCUAAAAAUGUGUUGAUAACUAAGAACGAUUUCAUUUUUGCAAAAGACUGGUCGUAGCAAUGUUAGUAAAUAAUUUCUCUCA
Messenger RNA from Hyalella azteca, 4665 nucleotides. Its product is annotated as alpha-tubulin N-acetyltransferase 1. The coding region runs from base 176 to 1465 and encodes 429 amino acids. Gene Ontology annotation, molecular function: tubulin N-acetyltransferase activity. The transcript has 9 exons. Gene Ontology annotation, cellular component: microtubule. NCBI's taxonomy places the organism in Eukaryota, Metazoa, Arthropoda, Malacostraca, Amphipoda, Hyalellidae. Gene Ontology annotation, biological process: alpha-tubulin acetylation. The record is from RefSeq and is a predicted model, not a curated record.